UCUGCUAGGUGACUUUUGCUGUCCAUUGCUGAACAGUGUGUCAUGAUCGAAAUAGCAAAGGCACGAAGGGUAUGAUUUGCCUUCUGCCUCGAGAAGAGAGCAAUCCAGACAAUGUCUGCAAUCAGAGCAAUUGGUAGGGCGCUUUUUGCUGCAGUCAAGGCUGACACUUCAUCCGCAUCUUCUGCAGCUGCAGCUGCUGCUUCCACUGCUAGGACUAAACAUAACCCUCUUGAGGAUUUCUUCGAGGCUGACAGAAGUUCAGAUGACGACAAGCCUGUUGUAUAUGGUAGGGGCUGGAAAGCUUCUGAAUUGUGCCUUAAAUCAUGGGAUGAUCCUCAGAAGUUAUGGUUUGUUCUAUUAAAGGAGAAAAACAUGUUGAUGACCCAACGCCAGAUGCUUCAUGCUCAGAACCUACGUUUUGCAAAUCCAGAACAUAUCUCCAAGGUGUCUGUCUACCCUUUUGUAUAUCAAAGGCGGAUGCACCAUACAUCCGAUUUCUCUACCAUACAUGAUCACAAGGAACUUUUCGUGUAUCCUCCACAUGACAGAAAUAAUACUCUUAGUGAGGAUCAGAUCCCUUUGGAAAAAAUUAAGGAAUUAUAUAGUCCUCUCAUUCAUGAAUAUGAGUCCAGAUCGAAAGUUGCCAAAAAGAAAGAAGUGACUUGGAUGGAUUUUUCUAGACUGUUAAUCAACACAGAGGUUGAGAAACGCAUUUGGAUAGUUGAAGAAGUUCAUAGAAGGAACUUGCAUAUCGUGGACGGAUGUUUCAGUGAAGAUCCACCGAUUGCGUGUACUUGGCCUUUGCCCAAUGAAAGGUGCACUAUAGUUUCAGUUAUUGCUGGAUUUGACCCGAAGACGGGGACGAUAUUUUAUGGAAUCGUGAUACGGAAUGAACAUGGCGAAAUAUUGCUGAUACAAUGUCUGACUGAAGUCAUUGAAUCUUGGAAAAGAUUUAAUCCGCAUGAGGCUGAGGCUGAAGCUAUUCAUAGAGGCAUUAAGUUUGCAGAUAAGAAUAAGGAAAUGUUAGGAUAUGACAAGUUCAUAGUUGAAUCUGAUAGCAAAGAAGGCAUUCAUCGGGUUUCAAGAUGGGCAAGUGAAAAUUACCCAAAUUUUAAAUUGAGACACACAUAUCGCGAAUUAAUGGGGUUAACCCAACUCCUCAUCAACCUUGUGAAGGUCUCACCAGAUGUCCAGAAUCCCGAUUACGAGUCGAUUGAGAAGGAUUUAAAACCCAUUGCAGAAGGAUUCAAGGCUGGCAUGUUGCGCCUUAUAUUUCCAAAGUCCAGGAAGAGCAAGAAGGGAAGGAACCAGAAGAACAAGCGUGAGAAUUGAAUGAUGUUCAAGUUAAAGUAGUAGAGUGAGGUAUGCGCAAUUUUCUCUACCUUUUUUUUCCCUAAUUAUUUCAUUUCAAAGGUUUUUUUUUUCUAAAUUUUUUUGAAAAAGAUAGAAAACAAAGAACUGCUUCCGUGUGUUCAAUUUCUUUGAUAUCUACCCCUGUUGUGGUAUCAACUCUUUAGUGUGUUCAAACUCUUAGGUCUUUAGAUUUUUUUCUUGAUUUUUGUCGCUGAAACACAUAAGCAUGCGUGCAUUAUUAAACAUUUGAUGAGUUUGUAUAUUGUCGAUAGAUAGUAUCGGAUGAAGAAAUGCAGUAUUAAUGUUCAUCUUUUGUAGAAUCCCUUUUAUGUACUGGUAGUUUUGUUGCUUAGUAACGAUUUGGUUCAAUUGGGUCAAUUCCAGAUGGAGAUAUUUGGCUAUUUGCUGCCUUGUUUAUAGGUUUAUGUUCUGUUCAAUUAUUUGACAUU
Messenger RNA from Coffea eugenioides, 1802 nucleotides. RefSeq lists its product as uncharacterized. The coding region runs from base 112 to 1332 and encodes 406 amino acids. The transcript is spliced from 7 exons. Gene Ontology annotation, cellular component: mitochondrial large ribosomal subunit; mitochondrial ribosome. Gene Ontology annotation, molecular function: nucleic acid binding; RNA-DNA hybrid ribonuclease activity; structural constituent of ribosome. The record is from RefSeq and is a predicted model, not a curated record. NCBI's taxonomy places the organism in Eukaryota, Viridiplantae, Streptophyta, Magnoliopsida, Gentianales, Rubiaceae. Gene Ontology annotation, biological process: mitochondrial translation.